Molecule: messenger RNA, 1024 nt
Organism: Zalophus californianus (California sea lion)
Lineage: Eukaryota; Metazoa; Chordata; Mammalia; Carnivora; Otariidae
Product: ubiquitin domain-containing protein UBFD1-like
Molecular function (GO): cadherin binding; RNA binding
Source: RefSeq, a predicted model, not a curated record
CGGGAGUGGUGGGUGUUGUACACAACCAUCAUGGCGGCGGCCGGAGCCCCGGAGGGCACGGAGGAACCUGGCAUGGACACGGAGGCCGAGACUGUGGCGACCGAGGCCCCCGCGCGGCCCCUGAACUGCGUGGAGGCCGAAGCCCCGGCGGGGGCGGCGGCCGAGGACUCUUGCGCGGCGCGAGGUAGCCUGCAGCCGGCGCCGGCCCAGCCCCCUGGGGACCCUGCGGCCCACGCCUCGGUCAGCAACGGCGAGGAUGCGGGCGGCGGCGUGGGCAGGGAGCCGGUGGACUUGAAGAGCAUCUGGAAUGAGACUAAACACGACGUGAAGUUCCCCCUCGAUAGCACAGGCUCCGAACUAAAACAGAAGAUUCACUCGAUUACAGGUCUCCCUCCUGCCAUGCAGAAAGUCAUGUAUAAGGGACUCGUCCCUGAGGAUAAGACGUUGAGAGAAAUAAAAGCGAGCAGCGGAGCCAAGAUCAUGGUGGUCGGCUCCACGAUAAAUGAUGUUUUAGCCGUAAACACACCCAAAGAUGCUGCCCAGCAGGAUGCAAAGGCUGAAGCGAACAAGAAGGAACCACUCUACCGGCAGAAACAACACAGGAAAGUGUUGGAUAAAGGAAAACCCAAAGAUGUGAUGCCAUCUGUUAAGGGUGCCCAGGAGCGCCUACCAACAGUACCCUUGUCCGGCAUGUACAACAAAUCCGGAGGCAAAGUGAGACUCACCUUCAGGCUGGAACAAGAUCAGCUGUGGAUCGGCACUAAAGAGCGGACUGAGAAAUUGCCCAUGGGCUCCAUUAAAAAUGUGGUCAGUGAACCUAUCGAAGGACAUGAAGACUACCACAUGAUGGCGUUUCAGUUGGGCCCCACGGAAGCCUCUUACUACUGGGUGUACUGGGUCCCAACUCAAUAUGUGGAUGCAAUCACAGAUACUGUGCUGGGGAAGUGGCAGUAUUUUUGAAAGCACUUUCACCUCUGGCCCAGGACACUGACCCAAAGCGAAGGACAUUGCUGGGAGAGGCCUA